UUUUUUUCAAACUCGGCGGCGGCUCUGAGCGGGCGGUCGGUGGCGGAUAACGUUCACAAUCAUGGCGGCGGUGGCGGAGGCUGCGGACAAGUCGGAACAAGAAAGCGAAGCGGAGGAAGAUGUCUACGAGGUGGAGAGGAUAGUGGACAUGAAGGUUUCCGAGGGUCAAGUCUUGUACAGAGUUCACUGGAAAGGCUAUUCUUCUGAAGAUGACACUUGGGAACCCGAGGCUCACCUGGAGGACUGCACAGAGGUGUUGCAAGUGUUCAAAAGAAAACUGACAGAAAAAUCACCUGUGAAAGACAAUCGGAAGCUUACCUUAGACAAAGAUAUUUUUGAAGAUGAGUCUGCUGAUGAUUAUGGAGGAGCAAAAGAAAUUUCCCCACAGAAGACUAAAAAGAAGAAAAAAUCUAAAACUGAGCAGGACAUGAAACAUGACAGCCCUAAAAUAGAAAAAAGAGCUAAACCCAACAGAUCAAAUAGUGAAGAACAGAGAGACAACUCAGCAGAAUAUGUGAGAGAGACCUCUGAAGAUGGUAAAGUAAAGAAAAGGAGUUCAACUGAAUCUAAGAAACUGAAGAAAAAACAUGUUGAUUCACAGAGGUCUUUACUGGAACCAGUCACACAAGUUGACUUGCUACCUGAAUCUCUAAGCCCUGGUGAAAGCAAAGAAUGGAAAAAUGUGAAUUCUAGUGAUCCAACAUUUGAGAAAACAGCUAAGGGAUUAGCAAGACAUGACAUGAUUGCAACACCAAAAAGAUCUCUGGUUAGCUCAGAUGAAGAUGACCAUGAGCUUAAGAUAAAGAAAAAGAAAAAGAAGAGGGACAAAGUAGAUAAUUCCAAGCAAGAGAUGAAGUUACAGAAACAGAAGAAGAAUCAGAAAGAUGAUUAUUCGGAGAAGAAAAACAUAAAUAAGGAGAAUAACAGUCAUAACAAGAAACACAAAAGUCAUGAGAAGCGUAAGGAGUAUGUGUCAUCUGUAAAAUCGGAUGGAACUGAAAUUAAGGUUCCAAAAUUUCAGAUGGAGACCAAAGGCAGAAAGUCAGGAGAUGGUGAAAACAGUGCCAUUCCUAAACCUGAUUCUGUGAAAAACUUAACGAUAAAAUUGAGCAAAAUACAUAAUGUGACUGACAGUUCCCCCCCUUCUGGAACUGAGAAGGUGGUUCAAGGUUCUGAAUCUAGUGUAACAACUUCGGGACAACCACCCCAAUUCGCUGAGCCGAGUAUCUUUGACAAGUUAAGAUUGGAUUCUGAAGUUAAAGAAAAUGUGAAGACAGACAAACCAAACUACACUGCAACAAAUAAUGAGGAGAAACUGGAAGCAGUUAAAACCCCAACCCAAUCUGUUUCCCGAGAGAAGUUUGGAAAGAAAGGUGAAACACCCAGAGAAGUGACUGAUAAGUUGGAUAUGGACAAAGGGCGAAAGGAACAAAGUGUGGACCGCAACAAUCGAGAGAUAAAGGGCCUUUUCGACAAAUUCUUGAUUCCCUUCUCUGAUGCAAGUGAUGAUGGGGACAGGGAAAAUAAAGAAGACACAGUUUCCCUUGAUUCUAAAUUUGAGGAUAACCGAACCAAAGGGAAGAAGCAGGUACAAAAAGAUAAAAGCACAAAAGAGGAGAAUGACUCCAGACUGCAGAAUGCAAUUGAAGAAACUCAAGAGGUUCUCGAUACAAUAUCUCAGACUGAGGAGAAUACAGAUGGAAAACAGGAAAUGUUAAAGUUGGGUGUGGACCUACAACUUGAUUGGAUGACAUUGGAAGAUUUUCAAAAACAUUUGGAUGGAAACGAUGACUUGAUUUCUACACCAAAGAUAAUAUCCAAUAGUGUGUUGCGAGAUGCAGUAAAAAGUGGGAACUAUUUGACUGUAAAACUGGCUCUAAAUUCGGGUCAAGAAUAUAAUUUGGAUCAAGAGGACCCUAGUGGAAUGAAUUUGGUCAUGUUUGCAGCUGCUGGAGGACAAGAUGACAUCCUUAGAUUGCUAAUCAAGAAAGGAGCAAAAAUCAGUUCCAGGCAGAAGAAUGGCACCACUGCAUUGAUGCAUGCAGCUGAGAAGAAUUAUCUUACAACAGUGGCAAUUCUACUGGAGGCAGGUUCCCAAGUCAAUGUUCAACAGAUCAGCGGAGAAACUGCAUUAAUGAAGGCUUGUAAGAGAGGAAAUGCUGAUAUUGUAAGACUUCUGCUAGAAUAUGGUGCAGACUGUGGCAUCCUGUCUAAACACCAGAACAAUGCUCUAUACUAUGCUAAACAGAGCAAUAACGUACUAGUAUAUGAUCUGCUAAAGAAUCACGUGGAAACUAUAUCCAGAGUAACAGAUGAAACAAUCAGGGAUUACUUUGAAGCACGUCUGUCAUUGCUGGAACCUGUAUUUCCUGUAGCUUGUCACAGACUUUGUGAAGGACCAGACUUUGCUUUGGACUUCAACUAUAAACCUCAGCACAGUUCAGUUGAAGGAACUGGGAUUCUUCUCUUCAUCUUUCAUGCAAACUUUUAUAGCCAUGACCACAUAGUGGCUAAACUUUGUGGAUCCUGCAGUGUUCAGGCUGUUAUUCUAAAUGAUAAAUUUCAGCUUCCUGUAUUUUUGGAUAGUCAUUUUAUUUAUUCCUUCAGUCCAGUGCCUGGCACUAAUAAAUUAUUUAUUAGACUUGCUGAAGCACCUACUGCCAAGGUAAAGCUGCUUAUUUGUGCAUAUAGAGUCCAACUCCAGUGAAUAUAUGCCCACAAUGCAGUUUUUCUACCUGUGGGUUAAUCAUAAUUAUGGACAGAUGUGAGCAUUGUUUUCACCUACAGCUCCUCCUGGAUAGUUGGGACUUUAUGCCGAAAUGCCUCUGCCUGACAAUUGUUAUAAACAUCUUCAGAAAAUAUAUUGCUAUUGAAAGUUUUACAAACUAGUUACUGUAUUGUUUUUAAAGUUGUCUUUUUGUAGGUAACAGUCAAUGUUGUGAAGCGAUAGCUGGUGCAGUGUCAUUUGCCUAUGUAAAUCCUGACUGUAUAUACAGACUUUCCACAAUGUGGAAUGGAGUGGAAAUAUGCUCCAGAUUGAAUAUUUAUGAAAGGUACAUACAAACAAGUUGAUACCUUUUUUCUCUAUCAGGCUACUGCACCUCUUUAACUAGGUACUGAAGCUGGUUUGAGAUUGGUUCAUUAUUUUACUUGGCUCAUGUCACUUGCCAUUGUGAGAUGGAGGAUGAAUAGAUUGAUCUGCUUUGAAAGCUUCACUGUUAUCUGAAGUACAGUAGAAACACCAAUGUGAGCCCAUAAACUAUCUCUUUACCAUAGCACAUUUGUUCACUGGUGGUUCCACCUUUACUAGUUUUAGUAUUUCUUAUGAUUUUUUUGUAUUUAUGAAUCUGUAUAGUGUAUCAUGGUACAGAACUGCAUUUUAAACUUUAAAUAUUCUGUCAUUCCUUUUAAAAGUCAAUACAUAGACCUUAACAAAUGAAUCUGACAACACGUUUUUCAUCUUGUGUGACAUGUUCUGUUGAAUUCAGUUAGGAAUCAUUUAUUCAUUUUAUUUGUGUUCUUUACAAACAAGUGUUGUAAAUCCAUGUUGGCAUUGUUAGAAUGGCCUUUGAUAAAAGCUGUUACAAUG
Molecule: messenger RNA, 3589 nt
Organism: Carcharodon carcharias (great white shark)
Lineage: Eukaryota; Metazoa; Chordata; Chondrichthyes; Lamniformes; Lamnidae
Gene: mphosph8
Product: M-phase phosphoprotein 8
Exons: 14
Coding region: 62-2707 (881 amino acids)
Cellular component (GO): cytoplasm; nucleus
Molecular function (GO): protein binding
Source: RefSeq, a predicted model, not a curated record